UAGUGUUGGAUUUAGGCACAUAUAUUUAUGACGGGAACUUAUUCUAAUUUCAGUUAUUGUGCUACUGAACGUCGAGUAGACAAGGUUUAACAUGUCCGCUAAAAUAGUGAUUAUCGGAGCUGGAUCGGCAGGAAUUGCUGCCGCUACUAGCUUGUACCAGAACGGAUUCCGGAAUGUGCAGAUACUGGAAGCAACCGAUCGUAUCGGCGGGCGCGUCCACACCAUUCCAUUUGGAGAAAACGUAAUCGACAAAGGUGCUCAGUGGUGCCACGGUGAAAAGCAAAAUGUAGUUUUUGAAUUAGCCAAUCCACUAGGACUGUUAGAAUCAUCAGUAAUCAAUUCGAAUUAUGUGCUAGUGCAAUCAAAUGGAGAUAUAGUUGAUCAAACGUUGAGUGCACGGCUAUUCAAGCUAGCUGAUGAAAUUGCUGAAUCGGAAGAUCUCGAUACGUACGGGGGAACAUUUGGUGAUUUUUUUACUGAACGUUUCACAAAAGCAAUCAAUGAAGAGAAAAACAAAGAUAUUGACAGGGAGUUGGUGCAACAGUUUUUAAUGCUUUAUCACAAUUAUCAAAAAGGUUACAAUGCAAUAGAUUCAUGGUAUGAAUAUUCCGUUAAUGAUGAUGCAGAGGACUGCGAAGGUAAUCAAGGCCUUAGUUGGAUGGGCAAAGGAUAUAAAAGCGUUCUAGAUUUAUUAAUGAAACGACAUCCAUCCCAAAAAAGCGAACCGAUUCCAAUAGAAAAUAGCAUUAUAUUCAAUAAAUGCGUUAAAAACAUUCUUUGGAAUCGUGGACCAGAUUAUCCAGUUACAGUUUAUUGCUCCGAUGGCAGUCAAUACGAUGCAGAUCACGUCGUCGUUACAACGUCGCUAGGGGUUUUAAAGGAGAACUUGCUAACCAUGUUCACUCCACAGUUACCGUCAAUCAAACGAAACGCCAUCACUGGGAUUUAUUUUGGUACGGUCAACAAGAUUAUCAUGGAGUUCGAUGUCCCAUUUUGGACUGAACUUGGAAACACCUUCAGUUUACUGUGGAGCCUGGAUGAUCUGGAAAGUUUAAGUAAGUCGGAAUAUGCGUGGACAGAAGGUGUUUCGUCAUUUUUCAAAAUUGACCGGCAGCCAAACCUGCUAGGCGCUUGGAUGAUGGGAAAAGAAUGUCGGCAAGCUGAACUCCUUAGUGAUGAAGCUAUCAUCGAUGGCAUGCUCUUUUUGCUAAAAAAGUAUUUCAAAGGAAAACAAAUUGAUAAACCAGUCAAAAUGAUUCGGUCUCAAUGGUUUACAGAUCGCAACUUCCGUGGAUCGUAUUCUAGCCGCUCAAUAGUGACGGAUCUCUUGAAGACGGGUUGUGCUGACCUUGCAGUCCCUCUGACCGAUUGUUUGGGUAAACCUGUUCUACUUUUCGCUGGUGAAGCUACAAAUACUAAACAUUAUGGUACUGUGCACGGAGCUAUCGAAAGUGGCUGGCGUGAAGCGGAUCGUUUGACAAGUUUGUAUGAAAAGUCUUCGAAGGAGAAACAAGCGCCAUAG
Sabethes cyaneus is the source of this 1522-nucleotide messenger RNA. RefSeq names its product spermine oxidase-like. Lineage: Eukaryota; Metazoa; Arthropoda; Insecta; Diptera; Culicidae. The coding region runs from base 92 to 1522 and encodes 476 amino acids. The record is from RefSeq and is a predicted model, not a curated record. Gene Ontology annotation, molecular function: polyamine oxidase activity. The transcript is spliced from 3 exons.